Molecule: messenger RNA, 2899 nt
Organism: Amphiprion ocellaris (clown anemonefish)
Lineage: Eukaryota; Metazoa; Chordata; Actinopteri; Pomacentridae
Gene: hhipl1
Product: HHIP-like 1
Exons: 9
Coding region: 243-2657 (804 amino acids)
Cellular component (GO): membrane
Source: RefSeq, a predicted model, not a curated record
ACUGUUCCCUCUCUGUGUAGCUGGCUUUUGUCGUUGGCUUCCUUUCAUUUUGUGUUCGGCUGUACUCGGCGACCAGACGACUCCCAACGGUGUGUUCUGACAACAGACAGACAGACAGACAGACAGACAGACAGAGGACACAGCUGUUUUACGUCAGAGCGCCAGCUGAAGUCAGAGCGAAGUCCAGACGUGAAGCUGCAUUUGAACAACUUUGUCUUCCAUGUUAUCCAACGAACACUACAAUGCAGUGGCGUUAUAAGGAAGUCUCUUGGCGGCAGUGGUCGCCGCCGAUGUGCAUUCUUUAUUUUAUGGUAAUACUUCUUCCACCUGUAAUGUUGCACCCGCAGUGUUUGGAUUUUAAGCCGCCCUUCCGACCGCGGAGGGACCUGGAGUUUUGCGUAAUGUAUAAGGAAUUUGGCUGCUGUGAUUAUGAGAAAGACCAGGAGCUGAUGACUAAAUAUUACCAGAUUAUGGAUAAUUUUGAUUACCAUGGAUAUGCCAACUGCGCGUCGUUUGUCCUGGAGUUACUCUGCCAGGAGUGUUCUCCCUAUGCAGCUCACCUCUUUGAUGCUGAGGACCCGAGCACCCCAGUCAGGACCAUCCCUGGCCUCUGUCCCGACUACUGUUCUCAGUUUUGGAGAAAGUGUAGCAUCAUCAUCCCUCUCUUAUCUGAUGACCCACACGUAGCAAAAAUCAGAGAAAACCAGACCCAUCUCUGCCAAUACUUGGAGCUAGAUGAUGUGGACUAUUGCUAUCCUCAUCUGCUCAGCAAUCAGAAACUUUCUCAGCACCUAGGCCGGGUUCAGUCGGACUCAUAUGGUUGUCUGCAGCUGUGCCUGGAAGAAGUGGCCAACAGGCUUCAAAAUCCACUAGCCAUGGCCUAUGCCAAUGAUGGAACACAUCGUUUCUUUGUUGCAGAACAGGUGGGCUUGGUGUGGACUUUUCUUCCAGACCGAUCCAAAUUGGAGAGACCAUUUUUAAACAUUACCAAAACUGUGCUAACAUCAUCAUGGGAAGGUGAUGAGAGAGGCUUUCUGGGACUCACCUUUCACCCAAAAUACAAGUACAAUGGGAAGCUUUAUGUGUAUUACUCAGUGGAGGUGGAUUUUAAUGAGAGGAUCAGGAUCAGUGAGUUCCAUGUAUCAGCUAAUGACAUGAAUGUGGUGGAUCAUACCUCUGAGCGAGUUAUUCUGGAGAUUGAUGAACCAGCAUCCAAUCACAAUGGAGGCCAGCUGCUAUUUGCAGAUGAUGGAUACUUGUACAUUUUCACAGGUGAUGGUGGAAUGGCAGGAGACCCAUUUGGGAAAUAUGGGAAUGCUCAGAACAAGUCAGCUCUCUUGGGUAAAGUUCUUCGUAUUGAUGUGGAUGACAACAAAAGAGGCCCACUCUACAGAAUUCCUCCAGAUAAUCCCUUUAUACAUGAGUGGGGUGCACGACCUGAGAUUUAUGCUUAUGGUGUUCGCAAUAUGUGGAGGUGCUCAGUGGACCGGGGUGAUCCUUGGACCAAAGAGGGCAAAGGACGUAUCUUCUGUGGUGAUGUAGGCCAGAACAAGUUUGAGGAAAUCGACAUUAUUGAGAGAGGUCGAAAUUAUGGCUGGAGAGCCAAAGAGGGCUUUUCCUGCUAUGAUAAGAAGCUGUGUGCUAACAACUCACUAGAUGACGUCUUGCCUAUUUAUGCGUAUCCUCACAAGAUGGGCAAGUCAGUUACUGGUGGCUAUGUGUACCGAGGCUGUGAAUACCCCAACCUGAAUGGCAUGUACAUAUUUGGAGACUUCAUGAGUGGGCGUUUGAUGAGUCUGCAGGAGGACAAAAGCACAGGGGAGUGGAAAUACAAUGAAAUCUGUAUGGGGGUGGGUCUGACUUGUGCCUUCCCUGGACUCAUCAACAACUACCACCAAUACAUUAUCUCCUUUGCUGAGGAUGAAUCUGGUGAACUUUACUUCAUGUCCACUGGAGUACCAAGUGCUACAUCACCUUCGGGAGUCAUUUAUAAAGUGGUGGAUCCUUCAAGACGUGCUCCACCGAGACAGUGUCACUAUGAUCCUCUUCCUGUCAGGAUAAAAAGUAAUCUCAUCACGUUUGUACCCCAGGAAACAUUGAUUGGUGUUCCACCACCAAAUACAAAAAAGCCACAACCCACAAAGUCCCAUGACUGGCUCCAAGAGCUCAUUGAUCGUCUAGGUGACCAAGGAUUAAAAAUUACCACCCCUAUACCAACUACAACAACGGCCAAACCACACAGAAAUUCAAGGCGGAAGAGUCGGCGCAGGAAGGGUAAAUCCAGAAUGAACAGUGCACCCGAGUUGCAGAAUGGAGCAGUGAGGCUGGUUGGAGAUGAACAUGGCCGCAGUGACCGUGGACGGGUAGAGAUUUACAUUAACGGGGAGUGGGGUACUGUAUGUGAUGACUUAUGGACUAUUCAGAGUGCUAGAGUAGUUUGCCAUCAGCUGGGCUUUCAGUAUGCACUGAAUGCAGCAAAGAACUCUGAGUUUGGUGAGGGGAAGGAUCUGCAGAUUCUUUUGGAUGACGUUCAGUGUGAAGGAACCGAGUCUAGCCUGCUUGAUUGCAAACAUGCUGGUGUGGCGAUACAUAACUGUGCCCACUAUGAAGAUGCUGGAGUAGUCUGUGGCAACUCCGACUAUGUUGUAGAAGUCUAACUACUACGAAGUGACAGCUAAUAAUCAAGACAUAGCCUGUGGACUUAAAAAUCACAUCCAAAUUUAAUACAACUCAAACAGGUGUGUUUAAUCAGUUCUCAAAGAAUUUUCCGUUCUCAUGAACGAGCACAUCAAACUGAUAACAUAAUGUUGAGUCGUGUCUACAAUGGAGGUAAACAGCAGAAAUGAAAUGUGAAAUUGCUGUUUUGUUGUCUGACUGCCACAAUAAAUAAGUAAAGGAA